Messenger RNA from Fusarium keratoplasticum, 1731 nucleotides. RefSeq names its product Amidase. The record is from RefSeq and is a predicted model, not a curated record. The transcript has 2 exons. Bases 1 to 1731 code for a protein of 576 amino acids. Lineage: Eukaryota; Fungi; Ascomycota; Sordariomycetes; Hypocreales; Nectriaceae.
AUGACAAUGACUAUCGCAGUUCUCGAAGAGGUCACAACAACAGCCACACUCCCUGAAUGGACGAAAGUGGCCAGGAGGAAACAGGAUCAACGCUCAAAGGCCAUCGCAGCGGCUGCAAAGUUGUCCAUCGGCAAAUCCUUUCCAAGCCUGCCGCCAAGUUUUGUUGACAAUGUCAGAGGAUGGCCCAGGAUAUCUGGCGACCUCACACCGCGACAAGGUCAGAUCACAGACUCGAUCCCUAGCCGCCUGAUCCGGAAUCUCUCUUCGGGGCAAUGGUCUGCAGAAGAGGUACUUCUGGCGUUUGCUGCGCGCGCUGUCAUGGCGCACCACCUCACGAACCCAAUCUCGGAUAUGUUUCUGUUGGAAGGCCUGCAGAGGGCUAGGGAACUCGAUGACUACUUGCGUCGUACGGGACAGCCUAUCGGCCCUCUGCAUGGCCUGCCUAUUAGCCUCAAGGACGUCAUCAACAUCCAAGGGCAUGCGACCACUAUAGGCUAUAUUGCGCUAGCAGACAACAUCAAAGACGACUCGGACGAGCUUGUCAAGCGGCUUACGGCCGCCGGGGCUGUCUUUUAUUGCAAAACAAACGUGCCCCAGUCUCUCAUGUCAGGCGAAUGCGUCAACUUCCUUUAUGGUCGGACUUCAACACCAGACAACCUCAAUCUAUCAGCAGGGGGCUCUAGCGGCGGAGAGGGCUCGCUUAUUGCCCUCGGGGGCAGCCCUCUGGGUAUUGGCACGGAUAUUGCUGGCUCGAUACGCACUCCAGCCAACUUCAAUGGCAUCUACGGUCUAUGCCCGUCGCACGGCCGUCUUCCUCUGCACUCGGCCAAGUACACCAGCCCUUCCUACCUGAUCAAUGGCGUUGCUGGACCUCUCUGCCGCUCCAUUGAUGGCCUGGAAGUUUACACCCGGACGGUUCUCUCACUAAACCCAUGGGAUUGGGACUCUUUCUGCGUCCCCAUGCCAUGGAAUCAGAUGCUUUACGACUCUUUUAUCAGACAAGCCACGUCGAAGGAGCUCAGCUUCGGAUUUGUUGCCCACGACGGGGUUGUCCUCCCACACCCCCCAAUACAGCGGUGCAUUCAACAAGUCAAAACCGCUCUGAUGGACUCGGGGUUCGAUGUCAUUGACUUGGAGCUGUUUGACGGCACUGAGAGAAUGUGGGAAACGGCCCAGGACAUCUUCUCAGCCGCUGGCUCGAAGCCGUUGAUGGACAUUGUGACAAUCCUUUCUGAGCCAAUGAUCGAAGAAAUGGGCUUGUCGAUGCCGCAAGAGGCCUUGACGGCCCCCGAAUUGCUGGAACGGGGCAAAACAGUCUUCAGCUUGCGCCAAGAACUCCUCGAUAGGUGGCGCCAGACCAGCACCCGCACCAGGAGCGGGAAGCCUGUAGAUGUCUUUAUCCUCCCGUCAGGUGGCCAUGUCGCUCCGCCACAUGGGUCCAUGGAGUAUUUCUUGUACGAAGCCAUUUCAAAUAUUCUUGACUGGACCUGCGCAACGAUCCCAGUGGGCCGAGUCGAUCCUGCGAUGGAUCCUGCCACGGCUCCAGCCAGGGAUAUCCCGUUCUUGUCGUCGUGGGAUCGCAGAAACUGGGAGAAAUAUUCUCUGAGCUCUUGCGAGAACGGGGCUGUUUGCCUCCAGGUUCUGGGCCAACGAUUGACGGAAGAAAAAGUCCUUGCAUGUUUGAGGGCAGUUGAUUCGGCACUUGGGAGGGGAGUAGAUUACAUGGUGUAG